Messenger RNA from Triticum urartu, 3002 nucleotides. Lineage: Eukaryota; Viridiplantae; Streptophyta; Magnoliopsida; Poales; Poaceae. The record is from RefSeq and is a predicted model, not a curated record.
AGGUAAUCCUUCUCAGGCAGUCAUUCUGAAUGAUGAAACAGGGGAAAAUGACAGCUUCACGCAGUCCCGGUCCAGGAGCCAAGAAUAUAAUGGAGAGAUUUCUGAAAUUGAAAGUGAAGGAGAAGUGAUUUAGGUGGUCAUCACUGUGCAAGAGGCUCAAGCUCCAGAAAUCAAUGAGGACGAUGAUCAAGAACGCCUUGUAAUUAAUGAGGGAGGCUAUGAAGCUCAAAGAGGAAGCCGCAUGGUGGAAACCGAUCCAAAUGAUCAUGGGAAAAAGAUAAUGGAACCAGAAAGUGAGUUUGAGUCUUCAAAUAGUGAUGAAGAUAGGAGGACACAGUAUGAACGCAUAGGAAGAAAUCAUGUGAGGGUUCUACAACGUGAGGAGAGACGUCAACAAGCUCUAGCUCUCCGUCGAGGCCCAGUUAUAAACAUACCAGGUAAUGAUUUCUUUUGGAGAUUAAUAUUCCAUACAUACUGUGUAUGCAAUGGUUUACCUUUGUUCGGACUACAAUACAAAAUGUUGCCAGCUCUUCCAGCGAUUGCCUCACCCUGCACACAGGCUGGACUAGUGGCAAAUGAUGCGCCGUCAGGGAUUGAUCUGCCAACAUUUCAGCCUGCAGCUCUUCCAUGGAUUGCCUUAGCCGAGACACAAGCCGGACCAGUGCCAACUGAUGCGCCAGCAUGGGUGGCUCUCCCACCAUUUGAGCCUGCAGUGCCAAUCGUUGACUUGACAGGAAGCAGUCCAGAGCAAUAUGGUCACGGAUCUAUUCGACUGCCUGACCAUACUAUUGCAACUGAAAAUGUGAAGACUGAAACAGUUGAAGGAGAGGUUGUGCAAACAGUGAUGAUGCCAGCAAACCUAAACAUUAAGGAUGGAACUCGUAACAGAGGAAACAAUCAUAGCCUCAAGUUUCAAACAACAAUAGACGGACUGGGAUAUGUUGGAGCAUCACCACCAGUUGGCUACGGUGGCAUUACACAUAGAGAAGAAGUUCCAUAUGACAUAGCUGCAACUGACAAUCCACAGAGGACAUGGUCACUGGAUGCGGUAACUCAGAACCAGGGCUCAGGAGGCGACAGAAGCGAAGUGCUAAUAGAGGGAGGCAACAGUGCCGCCAAAGAAGACGCCUUGAAAGAUCAGACAGACACGCAGCACACAUACAGAGUUCGGAUGAAUGCAAUGACAGUGAUGACAGAGGGGGACAAAAUUUGACAGACGACAUUGCCAUGAUGAAUCAAACGGAGAGAGAUGCUGAUGACAUGGCCCCUUCAAGGGGAUUCAUCGAAGAUGGCUCACAAACAGUGGGCAGGGGUGUCCUUCAGAGCAACGCAGGCUAUGUCUUCCCAGGAAUUACUGUUAGGGAAAUAGGUGGAAGCUCGGCAGCAGUGAAAUCCCAACAAGGACGUUGGCAUGGAUUAAACCGAGCUGACAUGACUGUCCAGGAUCAUCUAGAGGGAGCUGAGGCCAUACCAAUAGGCAGAGGUGUUCUUCGUAGCACUGCGGAUAUGUAUUCCCAGGAAUAACAAUCAGGGCCAUAGGGGAGAGCUCGGCGGCAGUGAAUACUGCUGGGAGUGGUGAUCAUGCAAUGAACCAGCAGCCAUCAAUGACUGAUAACAACCAAGGAACGACUGCUGGAGGAAAUGAUGAGUCACUCAGGGGCACCAACUUUGUGUCAAGCCGAAUGAAUAGGAAUCUAUGGUUGCACAUAGGCAUGGUGAGGACCAUAGUUAAAAUGGAAAUGGGUGAUAGGGGAGACAAGUUCUCAGGUAAGGUUGGGCUAAAACACGAGGAGCCGCUUGCCAGGAAUGUGCUUGAUUUUUGGGGCAAAAUGUGCCGAAGUAGCACGAGAAACCUCAGAAGGAAAUGGUACAAACACCUGGUCCCAUAUCUGAUAGUUAUGUCGGGGGAAGACUUUGUGAAUGAAUUUGGGCCAAAUGGGCACCUAACAAGCGUGGGUUGGGGAGCAGUUUCGUGAAUGCUUACAUGGAAGGAUGGACACAUGUACGGUGACUGGGAGAUCAGGUGGCGACAUAUAUUCGACUUGCGUUUUGUGCUAGCUCUCAUGUACAGGUCAUACGAUUUGGACUUUGAAUUCAUGAAUAAGAUGAUGAGUUAUGAGGCACUCGGCUAUCAGAUGCAAUGGACAAAGAAGCUAAUGCUCCCAGUUCCAAUGAUGGAAAGCUGGUCUCUAUAUGUUGUGGAUGUUGAAGAAAGGACUUUGUUGGUCAUGGACCCAUGCGAGACGUCCGAGCCUAUCAAUGAGAUGCGAUACAAGCAUGAAGACAAUGCAAAAUUCAUCCUGGCAGGACUUCGGCGAUGCAUACAUGAGAACAUCACGGGGUGGUACGUGCCAGCUCAAGGCUGGACCAUCCACUACAAUGUUGGCAUGCAUGCUAGCUGUGAACUAGGACAGUUCGUUGCACAUUGUCAACUACAGCAGGGAGUACACUGGCCUAUAUCUCCAGACUAUACUAACCCCUAGCCGCCUAAACUAUCUGCGUCAGUCAAUUGCAUAUGAAGUUAUUUCCAUGAGGGGAAACAUUAGAGAGUUGCCCGACUUCAUGAUUCAGGAGGUGCUGCCAUUCUAAGCUGGUAGACGACAAGACAAUACAUCUUGGACCUAUGAUUUGCGAGCUCAACAUAUGCUGGCUGUCGAAGAAAAGCGUGUUUGCCUCUGCAGGAAAUGUUAGUUGCCAUCCCACAUAUAUGUGGUGUGGUAAUGGUUCCCAUAUUUUCAGCCUCUAUGAAACGAAAACCAAUGUAGCGUCUACCCCAUAUUCCCAGCCUAGCUACCAUCUCUUAGUUGUUCACAAAUUGCUUCUGAACCAGUCAUGUAGAACCUCUAUCUAUUUAUUAUGCAUGUGCCCUUGUCGGUAAUAUGUAACUAAGACAUGUGUGUGCAAGUGUAACUUGUGAUCACUGUCCAUGGUCAGAAAUUAUAAUGUUCAGUUGAACAAUUAUUGUUACCAAUUGUUGUGUGAUAACCAAUGAAAAUGGACAA